UCCCUUCCACACCUUCCUCCUCAGAGGCAAGACAACAACAGCUGAGGCAGAGAAAGGGUAGUGUUGGGAAGCUGGGGCAACCAACUCUGAAAAUCCAGGUGUUUAAGGAAGGAGACAGAUUUGUGAAGAUGGGAACUAUACAAGAGGCAGAAGAAAAGACAUUGGCUGUUGGGGCCAGGGAGAAUGCGGAAGCAGCAGGACCAGGAGCAUCCCUGAGACUCGGGGAACUGGAGCUGGAGGAGGAAUGGCAGGAUGAAGACUUCCAUAGAUUACUUUCUGAAGAGGCUAACUCUUCUGAAGAUCCUGAGGACCCUAAAAGAGACUCACAGGCAGGUACCCCCAGCACUCUGGCCCUGUGUGGCCAGCGCCCCAUGCGUAAACGUCUCUCUGCCCCAGAGCUGCAACUGGAUUUGACGAAGCCUGGAGAUAAAGGCGCUUCUCCCACCUACUCUGUACCUUCCUCUCCUGCUGGCAGUUCUGACCUGGACAUAGACGAAUUGGAGACCCCUUCAGACUCUGAGAAGCUGGACAGUGGACAUGAAUUUGAAUGGGAAGAUGAGCUGCCCCAAGCAGAGGGUCUGGGGGCCAGUGAGGCAGCUGAAAGGCUGGGCCAGGGCUGUGUGUGGGAUGUGGCUGGAGAAGAUGGCCAUCGCUGGAGGGUGUUCCGAACAGGGCAGCGGGAGCAGCAAGUGGACAUGACUGUCAUUGAGCCCUAUAAGAAAGUCCUGUCUCAUGGAGGCUACCAUGGUGAUGGACUCAAUGCUGUCAUCCUCUUUGCUUCCUGUUAUCUACCCAGAAGCAGCAUCCCCAACUACACCUAUGUCAUGGAACACUUAUUUAGGUAUAUGGUGGGAACUCUGGAGCUGCUGGUAGCUGAAAAUUAUCUGCUUGUUCAUUUGAGUGGAGGCACAAGCAGGGCCCAAGUUCCACCUCUGAGCUGGAUACGCCAGUGUUACCGGACUCUGGAUCGGCGGUUAAGGAAAAACCUGCGCGCCCUGGUGGUUGUCCAUGCUACGUGGUAUGUGAAGGCUUUCCUGGCACUGCUUCGGCCCUUCAUCAGUUCCAAGUUCACACGAAAGAUUCGUUUUCUGAACAGCCUGAGAGAACUGGCCCAACUCAUCUCUUUGGAUCAGGUCCACAUCCCUGAAGCUGUCAGACGGCUGGACCAGGAUCUCCAUGGCUCAGGAAGGACCUAGAACAGGACUGGAAUAAAGGGUCUUAGAACCAAACAAAGAUACUGAUCUGCUACACCUUAACCCCUGAAACAUCUCAGCUGUUUUGUAAACCAUCUCAUCCUCAACCCCAGUGCCCCAGGAUCUUUACAUCUCAAUGUGGUGUCAUUCCUUCAGUGGCUUUGCCUUCAAAUCAGGGCUUUGAGGUCUGGAACCUGAUCUACUGGGUGACUUUCAUUUCAGCCAAGUAGUAGCAUUUUGUAUUGGAAAUGGCAAAGCUGUGGGUCUUAGUCCUGCUUUAGCUGUGGAAUCUUGGGCAGAACUUCAUUUCUGUGAGUCAUUUUCAUUCUCUUAAAGGGGCUGAGAUUCUUUCCACCUGGGGUAUUCUAGCAGUUGGGGAAAGUGCGGGGCUAUGGGAAGGGCAGGGCUUAACUGAACAUAGCCAGCCUGCCUGCUGGGAACCAGGAAGGAGUCCACUCCCGAAGUCUUGGAGAACCACCGAUGCCCCCUUCCUUGUUAG
Messenger RNA from Molossus molossus (Pallas's mastiff bat), 1692 nucleotides. RefSeq names its product BCL2 interacting protein like (gene BNIPL). Gene Ontology annotation, biological process: apoptotic process. The coding region runs from base 129 to 1196 and encodes 355 amino acids. Gene Ontology annotation, cellular component: cytoplasm. The transcript is spliced from 10 exons. The record is from RefSeq and is a predicted model, not a curated record. NCBI's taxonomy places the organism in Eukaryota, Metazoa, Chordata, Mammalia, Chiroptera, Molossidae.